UUGAGGUAUCGAUCGAUAUGCAUCUUUUCCAUUGCUGUUAAGGUGUCCGAAUUGGCGACAUGUGGAUCACUUCUCGAAUGUCUUCACAAACCGGCCCUUCGCGAUUCGUUUCCAAUACAUGUACUUUGCGACUAUGCGGAACAAAUAGCUAAAGGCAUGGCUUACCUGGAAUCGAACCGCUUGAUUCAUCGUGAUCUGGCCGCCAGAAAUGUUCUUGUGUUUAGUCCAAAAAAGCUCAUCAGUUUCAUGGAUUUUUGA
Cooperia oncophora is the source of this 258-nucleotide messenger RNA. The record is from the annotation of a GenBank genome assembly. Lineage: Eukaryota; Metazoa; Nematoda; Chromadorea; Rhabditida; Trichostrongylidae.